UGGGUUUUUUUGCACACCCGUGCUCUCCACAACUUUCUCUCUCCUCGAACCCAAAUAUGCACUGACAAACCCCAAAAAUGGAUCAGUUUUACUCUGCAUCCACUUUCUAUCAGCACUUUCUCUAACCCUUGCCCCUUUUUUACUCACCACAAAAAAUUCGGAUACACUACUGUUUUGACAAAUUUCUUAUUUCUCUCUCUCUCUCUCUCUCUUUCUCUCGAAUCUUUUCAUAUUCUCUCUCUUUUUCAUUGAGAGAUGGAAAAAUCCGGCGAAUCAACGGCAGCGGCGGCGGCAGUGAGGCUGAAACCAAUCGAAGCAACGGCGGAGACGUUUGGAGAAUUCGGGCAGGUGAUAGAGGCGUCGGCAGAUGGCGAGGAGUUCGGACCUCAAGAUGCUCAAUUAGACCUCAGUAGAGGAAUCCCAAGGUUCUACAUUAUGCAUCUCAACAACCGACCACUCAAGUUUUCGAGCAUAACGUACCAUGCAAGUGUUACACAGUGCCUUGGUUCAGUUGGUGGCAAUGUUUGGUAUCUUGGUGUUUCGAAGCCUUCCAUAGUGGACUCGAGCGAAAUUAAUGCAGAUGAGGGCUUGAAUGUUGUGAAGUCACACUCUGGUCAUUUUUAUGUGCCCCCUGCUGUCAAUGAUGUGUGUGUUUUCAGAGUUUCUGGUCCAAAGUUUUUGAAGCUGAAUCGUGGUACAUGGCAUGCUGGGCCAUUGUUUAACGCAGCAUCGAUGGACUUCUAUAAUUUGGAACUGAGCAAUACGAAUGUUGCGGAUCACACACUGCAUGAUUUCAAGAAGAAAGAUGGGGUGGUCUUUCUGAUCGACGAGUAGUAUAUUUUCUAUUAUCCUGUUUUACAUGGCCAAAUCCAUUACAAAAGCUGUUUUAUUCUACAAAACUGUACAGCACGUGCGUUAUGAAAAUGAAUGUUGUUAAGAAUAACAUUUUGAGCAUUGGGUGAUAUGAGCAGCCUGUGACAUGUAAUGCUGUUUCAUGACAUUUUUUUUGCUGCUGAACAUUGUUGCUUCCGAAGAUGGAUAUGAUUCUACUGUUCUCAA
Rhododendron vialii is the source of this 1059-nucleotide messenger RNA. RefSeq lists its product as uncharacterized. Gene Ontology annotation, molecular function: ureidoglycolate hydrolase activity. The record is from RefSeq and is a predicted model, not a curated record. Lineage: Eukaryota; Viridiplantae; Streptophyta; Magnoliopsida; Ericales; Ericaceae. The transcript is spliced from 3 exons. The coding region runs from base 256 to 834 and encodes 192 amino acids.